CCACCAAGUCCGAUUGAGUAGUGUACGGAUACAAUCUGUCUCCGGCUCUUGGCGCCGAGGUUUGUCGGUUUCCUUGCGCUCUCCGGGAGUGAUCGUCGAGUUAUCCAGGUAUUAAAGCUGUCGAAGAUCGCUGCAAACUAAGGCAUCUGAUCCCCCGACACUUGCUAUCAUAUGUUCUGAUCCAUUUUGCUCGCAAUGCACUUCUAUAGGAUUGUCCUGCUUUUCGCGCCUCUGAUGGCCAUGGCUAGCCCUGUCGAAUUGGAAACAAGACAGGACAACACUUGUUGCUAUCAAACCGAGGACCUCGUCUUUGUGACCAAAGGCCAGUCAUCCCAGACUUUGGACACUCUCAACUGGUGCUAUUUACAGGUUGAUCGCGACACGACUGAUCCAGACAAUUGCGAAAAGGCGACGCGAUCGUAUUGGGCUGGGUACUGCCCCUCUGAUGGCACAAAGGUUAUCCCGUGUCCUUAGUUCAUGCCGUUUGCAUCGGAUCCCGGAGAUAACAUGCAAGGGA
This is a messenger RNA of Colletotrichum phormii, 517 nucleotides long. RefSeq lists its product as uncharacterized. The transcript has 3 exons. The record is from RefSeq and is a predicted model, not a curated record. The coding region runs from base 196 to 474 and encodes 92 amino acids. NCBI's taxonomy places the organism in Eukaryota, Fungi, Ascomycota, Sordariomycetes, Glomerellales, Glomerellaceae.